This is a messenger RNA of Neodiprion virginianus, 4633 nucleotides long. RefSeq names its product transcription factor Sp4-like. NCBI's taxonomy places the organism in Eukaryota, Metazoa, Arthropoda, Insecta, Hymenoptera, Diprionidae. The transcript has 11 exons. The record is from RefSeq and is a predicted model, not a curated record. Bases 772 to 3477 code for a protein of 901 amino acids. Gene Ontology annotation, molecular function: RNA polymerase II cis-regulatory region sequence-specific DNA binding; DNA-binding transcription factor activity, RNA polymerase II-specific. Gene Ontology annotation, biological process: regulation of transcription by RNA polymerase II.
AGCAAAUAGUUCCAUACACGACGCGAAUCUAGACGAGUACGAGCACGAACACGUUUUUGUCACCGAUACAAACACGGGACAACAACUCCUCGUGGCUCCGUAAAUACAAAUAGGUGUAACUCUGUACUAUUAUCGCCCAAAAGGAGGGUCCCGCAUUCGCGGUAUAACGGAGCCGUGAAAGUGUCGAGAGUGUUUUGUUACUGUUAUGCGUAUGGGGUAACUUUUCCACGGCUACCCACCGAUGAAAAUACAUGAUACAAUUGCGCGUUGUCACCGAUAGCGUUGAAUCUUGUUUGGGUUUUAAGUCGCUUCGAUUAUCGUGAUCCAGGUAGCCGUGGAUUUUCCCGUUUUCAAGCGAGACAGUCGCGCGAGAGACCUUGCUUCUUUGUUCGGUUGACUCGUCGCGACGCCCGAAUGACUGUAAGUGGUUUCCCGCUCGUGCUAUGAGAUGAUCCUGUGAAUGUAAAUGAUGCGUCGAGAAGACAAGUAAAGGUCGUGUGCACCAAUACUUUUGUUGGACGAAUGUAAAACUGUUCGCAGCGUUCUUCUAUUUGUUAUUAACAUAUCGAUCGGCGGAGGAAUACAUCGCAAGUGUUGUGCUCUGUGUUCGGAGGAGUACAGUGCAGCUUUAACGAGGAGCACGCCGUACGCUCGAAACGAUGCAACGGUUCUUUGCUUGAGUUGGUACGAGCGCCGUGCAGCGAGUCGUCUCGUCCUCGAAAAGCGUUGUCUCGUUCGUCCUCGCUCCUUCAUCCCCCUCCGCCGCGUAAUAUGGCCACAGUCAAGAUUCAGCCAAAGGAGGAGGUCGACGAGGAACACGACCCGUUGCAACAACAAGAAGCUGUGGAACAGCAGCAGCAGCAGCAACAACAACAACAACAACAGCAACAACAACAACAACAACAACAACAACAACAACAGCAGCAGCAGCAGCAGCAGCAGCAGCAGCAGCAGCAGCAGGAGCAGCAGCAGCAGCAAAAUGCACAGCCCCAGAUCCGAUUUCUAAACGCAAAUGUUUUACAGCAGCUCCAACAGCAGCAAGUUGCACAGCAACAACAACAACAGCAGCAGCAUGAUGCGCAACAACAACAACAACAACCACAACCACAAGUCAUUACCUUGCAACAAUUGCAAAACUUUGUGCCUUUGCAACAUGCUCAACAAGACCAAAAUCAACAAAGGGCGCAAACCAUCUCUGUACAAGCUCUGCCGCAGCAGUUCUUACAAAAUACUCAACUCGUCGGUGGCCAGACUCAAGGAACGUUGCAGCAUCAGUCGCAGCCACACCAACAGCAGCAACAGCAACAGCAACAGUUGAGUUACAACAUGAUUCCACAGAUGCAAACGGUGAACAUUGACGGCCAAGAGGCCCUGUUCAUUCCAUCGUCAGCAAUGUCGGCCGCGACUACUCACCACCAGUCUCAGCCGACAAUGCAAUUUGCGACGACAGGUGGGCAGCAGGUGCAGCUAGCCGGCGGGCAGACUCUGAUAACUCCGCAUCCCGUCAGCCUGAUCAGAACACCCAAUGUUUUCCCCACUUCCAUCCUACAAAACAUCGGUGGACAAACUGUCCAGUUGCCAACAGAUUCCAAGGCUAGCCUGGAUGUUUCAGGGCAGAGUGUGCAGGUCCGACCUCUACAGUUUCCAAUGCAACAAGUCCAGCAAACCGUACCUGUUCAGGUUCCAGUCACCGUUAGCAAUGGACAAACUGUCUAUCAGACUGUACAUUUUCCGGUACAAGCUCUGUCCAAUGUAUUCAACAUGCCCACUACUCAAAUGAUACCGCAAAUUACUCAGCAAAUCCCACAAAUGGCCCAAAUUAUUACUCCCAAUGGACAAAUACAACAAGUACAAAUUGCAAAUUUGUCACAGCUGCAAGGUUUACAGGGUCAGCAAGUUGCUCAACAAGUAGCUCAGCAGGUGGCGCAGCAGCAAGUUGUGCAGCAAGUUGCUCAGCAGCAAACGCAGCAGCAGGUUGUCCAGACGGUUCAGCAACAACAAGUCGCACAAGCUCAGCAUGUGCAGCAGCAACAAGUACAGCAGGUUGUACAGCAAGUUAUUCAGCAGCAGCAGCAACACCAACAACAGCAGCAGCAGCAACAACAACAACAACAACAACAACAACAGCAGCAGCAACAGCAACAGCAACAGCAACCACAGCAACAUCAAGUGCAACGUGUGCAACAAGUUUCAACACCAGCCCCAACUGUUUCUACAUGGAGCACUUCAGUCAGCACACCAAGCAAUGUUCAGGUGGUUGGAAUAGGAUCUCUUGGGAGAACCAUGAACGGCAACAUGUUGACAACGAAGGAUGGGCAGAAGAUUGACGUUCAGACAUUGUCAACACUGACUAGGCAACCAGAAAGUGUCGAAGGAGACCUCAAAGUAUCGAGUAUCGAUCCGAGCCAUUUAGCCAACAGUCAAGUCAUUCAUAUUCAAGCACCGCAAACUACUCAGUCUGCAAUGCAACCUAUCACCCUCACAGGCGCCCAAGGACAACAAUUAACACUGAUACCAGCCUCUGCCUUGACAAACCUUACUUCGCAAGGUGGAAUGAUGAGGGGUGUCGGUAGUAACAUAAUGCAGCUCCAGCCAGCAGCUGGGAUGAAUGCAUCAAAUGGAUUUCUGCAGUCAUUUCCCGUACAAAAUAUUCCUGGAUUGGGAAAUGUCCAGGUCAUCCCAGCCAGUGCCCUGCAACAGGCCUCCAUGCAAUCGUUACCUUCAAAUCCAACCGGAACGCAAAUUGUUACCGCUGCACCAACUGUUCAUAUUGAGGGAAACGAACCAUCCAAGUGGCAGAUCGUGCAAACGAUUCAGUCCGCGCCUACACCCAGCACUCCUGCCCCACCAGUGCAGCAAUAUCAGGCAAGCACCACUGCGUCGGCACCUGAGACUGAUCCAAACAAACAGCAUCGUCGCCGAGUUGCCUGUACCUGUCCAAAUUGUGGCGAUGGCGACAGAAACAGGGAUAUGACACGGAAGAGGCAGCAUGUAUGCCAUAUUCCAGGCUGCAACAAGGUUUACGGAAAAACAAGUCAUCUUCGAGCGCACCUGAGGUGGCACACUGGAGAACGGCCGUUUGUCUGUAGUUGGGUAUUUUGCGGUAAAAAGUUCACAAGAUCGGACGAACUGCAACGACAUCGGAGGACACACACGGGAGAGAAGCGGUUUCAAUGCCCAGAGUGUACAAAGAAAUUCAUGCGCUCCGAUCAUCUCACUAAACACAUUAAGACUCACACGAAACUUCGCAGUGGGGAUGCUGACGUCGAUGAUCCUGAGAGAGAUCUAGAAGCGGAGGCACCCCAGGAAAAAUCUUGGCCUGUUAGUAUAAUAGCAAUUCACAGUGAUCUUCCAGCUUCUCAGGAGGCAGCAACAUCGACACAGGAAGGAUCAUCUGACAGUCAAUCGUCGAGUGAGGAGAAGAUGAUAAUCACCAUACACAAAGAAUCUGAACCGUCGGAUAUGAAGAUGAACUGAUCAUUGUUUGUAUCGUUAUUUUUUAACGAAGUUGUACACAACACAGUAGCGUUCAGAUGCCGCGGCGCAAGAUAGUUCUGUGCUAUUAUCUUUUCUUUUCUCUUGUCGUUUCGAGACACUCUGAAUCUUGUUCUAGGAUUCUUUUAUUUCUUAAUUAGCGUCUUGACAAAAUCGAAUUGAAUUACGCCUGCGGCAGAACCAAAAUACCGGGGCGUUUAUUGACCGAAAUACUCGACGAUCAGAAGGUGCAAAAUCAUUGAUAUACCAUUUUUUUAGAUGAAUUUAAAGAAAAAAAAGAACUGGUCGAACUUAGCGUAUGAAAAUCAUGGUAGUUAUUAUAUGGCUAUGUACGAUAAAUACUGUACAUAAGAGCGUUAUACAUAACAUACACAUUACACGUAAUAGUAUAUAUAUAUAUACACACACAUAUAUUAUAUAUUUUUGUAUGAUAAUACUGUAAAUAGUGUACAUAUAAACGAUUUUACACGGGUUUAGAGAGCUUCUAAUAUUUCAGUUCCUGUGCUGCGAUUUAGUUUUCUAAUGAAAAAGAAUGAAAGUAAUGAAUACAUGAGCAUUGAUUUGGGAUAAAAGUAGUGACUGAAGUUCGGAAUGUGAAUUAAGAAUAUUCCGAGUCUGCAACAAUAUAUUUGAUAUUUAUUACCACCGUUUUCAUUUUACGUAUAAAAUAAAUUAAUCAUCAUUAUCAAUCGGUACAAGUGAAACGAGAAAUUCUCGCCAGUUACGAACGAUUAGUUUGUUGAAUUAUUCUUAAGUUUCCAUACAUGAGGCGAUCUUCAUACUCAUAAUUUAGACGCAUAUUUCAUUAUUUGCAUAAUAUUUUACAUGGUAUGUUGAAUUGGGAAGCUGAAAUUUUCGUGUAAAAUCAUUGGAAUGACAUUUGAGACAGUAUAUAACUUCUCUCUCUAUAAUAUCGUAAAUGUGUUUGAGAGCCUAAUACAAUAAUUUUUUUUAAUUUUCAUUUCACACAGCAAGCCAAUGACAAGGGAUCGCCGUUGUGCGCUACUUGUGUAAUAAAUAUAUCGCUUUAGUGACGUUUGAUAAUGGAAGUUUAUAAUGCAUUCGUACAUUUGACGUUGUCCAUUGGACGGCACAGUUCUUUUUGUUUAGAUUCUGUACGUGUGUGAUUGAAUUUGAA